AGCUUCUCGAAUGCUAUUAGAAACUGUCCCAUAAGGCCGUGCUAAUCAAAAUUCCCAAAUUUGUGGGCAAAUGCUAUGAAUACGGAGGCAUGUUCCGUAUCUGUUCUUCACCUUGUGUGCUAUAUUUUAAAUGGCUUUUAUAUUCUGAACUGUUAGGUUGAUCUCUCCUGUGUGGGCCCAACGGCCCACCGGACCCCUGAUCCGCGCCCUAAUCGGGGGCGCCCAACCGCAAUAUGGUUGACGGGCCCCUGCCACGCAGCGCUACAUAAAGAGGUGGGGGCCGGCGGCACGCAGUACGAGGUUCACCGCGUUGCCAGGCUCCCCACCGAAAACCCCGACCCGAUCUAGGUCUAGCGCUAACAGUGACGGGAAGCUCCGCCGCCGCCACUGCCCACACACCGCCGCCAUCCACUCCCUGCCAUCACCGGCCACCGUCACCAUGGCCGACACCGGGAGUUCCUCAUCUGCACCUGGAGAAGGAGGCUUUCACUUGAUGAGUUGCCUAAAAGAAGUUCCGACACUCAGAGGUGACAACCACACUGAGUGGAGGAAGAAAGUUGAACUGGCAUUUAUUUGUGCUGAUCUUGACUGGGUUGUGGUGAAACCACAGCCGGUCAGACCCAUAGAGCCAGUAAGAGAGGCCAUUGAUGAUGAUGCUGCAUGGGCUAAAAAGAAGGGGGAUUAUGCUCCUUUGGAGCAGUCCUACCUCAUAGAUAACCAAAAGUGGGUCAAUGCAAAUAAAAAGUGCAUGGUAUUUAUAAAGAAUACAAUUGAGAGCGCCAUUGUGGGCUCCAUUGCAGAGUGCACUUCCGCAGGGGAGUUGCUUAUAAAGAUAAAGAGCCAGUUCACUGGCUCUUCAAAGAUCUAUGCUACCCAGGUGUUAGAACAACUGGUGACAGAACGCUACACAGGUGGUAGUCAUGGCAUAAGAGAGCACAUCCUCAGGAUGAGCAAUAUGGCAGCAAAGCUCAAGCCCAUGGAUGCGGAUCUGGAGAUCAAACCAGCGCUCCUGGUCCACCUGGUCAUGGCUUCACUGCCAAAGGAGUUUGCAACUUUUGUUGUAAACUAUAAUAUGUCACCUGGAACAUGGGACAUUGAAAAGACAAUAGCAAUGUGUGUCCAAGAAGAGGACAAACUCAAAGUCGCACAUGGUGGUUCACUCAACUAUGUGAAGGAUUACAAGAAAAAGAACUACGGUCAAAACAACAAAAGUUCUCCUUCAAAGAAUGGAAAAGCCCCCUAUCAGCAUCAGCAUCAGCAACAGCCUUUCUCAGUGGACAAAGACACCUGUCUCCACUGCAAGCAGAAAGGGCAUUACAAGAAAGACUGCGCUGCUUGGCUGAAGUCAGUCAUGGAAAAAAGAGGGAUUCCAUUCGACGCGAACUACGCUAAGAAGCGAAAGACGCAUUGAAGUGGCAAACGGAGUUGAAGCUGUCGGUGACAUCUCCUUGGAGUUAGCUGGCGGAUUCAAUCUUCUACUUAGAGAUGUUUUAUUUGUUCCAUCGUGUCAUAGAAACUUAAUUAGUGUUUCUUGUUUGGACAAAGAUAAUUAUGAGUGUUAUUUUGGACAUGGCAAGUGUGCCAUUUGGUAU
This is a messenger RNA of Triticum aestivum (bread wheat), 1592 nucleotides long. RefSeq lists its product as uncharacterized. The transcript is spliced from 3 exons. The record is from RefSeq and is a predicted model, not a curated record. Bases 440 to 1411 code for a protein of 323 amino acids. Gene Ontology annotation, molecular function: zinc ion binding; nucleic acid binding. Lineage: Eukaryota; Viridiplantae; Streptophyta; Magnoliopsida; Poales; Poaceae.